AUCCUUCCUAUAAAUAUAUAAACGACAUACUUCCUUCUUCUUCGCCAAUCAAUCCUCUCUAUUUAAUUUUCCUUCUCGAUCAAUAUUCUUCUCUCUUUUUUCAAAACACAAACAUUAUCGAAGAAAUUCGUAAAAAUGGCGCUCUCUAAAGCAGCUUCUGAAUCUGAUGCUUCUGUUCAUUCCACUUUUGCUUCCAGAUAUGUUCGCGUUUGCCUUCCUAGGUUUAAGAUGCCGGAACAAUCGAUACCGAAAGAAGCAGCGUAUCAGAUUAUAAACGAUGAAUUGAUGUUGGAUGGAAAUCCGAGAUUGAAUUUGGCGUCAUUUGUGACAACAUGGAUGGAACCAGAGUGCGAUAAAUUAAUGAUGGCUGCCAUUAAUAAAAAUUAUGUUGACAUGGAUGAGUACCCUGUCACCACUGAACUCCAGAAUAGAUGUGUGAACAUGAUAGCCAAUUUGUUUAAUGCACCACUUGGAGAUGCUGAGGUUGCUGUUGGAGUGGGAACAGUUGGGUCCUCUGAGGCCAUCAUGCUUGCUGGUCUCGCUUUUAAGAGGAGAUGGCAAAACAAGAGAAAGGCCUUGGGCUUACCCACUGACAAGCCCAACAUUGUCACUGGGGCCAAUGUUCAGGUUUGCUGGGAGAAAUUUGCAAGAUAUUUUGAGGUAGAGUUAAAGGAAGUUAAGCUGAGUGAUGGAUACUAUGUGAUGGACCCUGAGAAGGCUGUGGAAAUGGUUGAUGAGAACACCAUCUGUGUUGCUGCUAUCCUUGGAUCCACUCUCAAUGGAGAGUUUGAAGAUGUUAAGAUGUUGAACGACCUCCUUGAGGCCAAGAACAAAGAAACUGGAUGGGAUACACCAAUUCAUGUGGAUGCAGCAAGUGGUGGUUUCAUUGCACCAUUUUUGUACCCAGAUCUGGUCUGGGACUUCAGAUUGCCAUUGGUGAAGAGUAUCAAUGUUAGUGGUCACAAGUAUGGACUUGUGUAUGCUGGUGUUGGGUGGGUCAUUUGGAGGAGCAAGGAAGACUUACCUGAAGAACUUAUCUUCCACAUCAACUACCUUGGUGCUGACCAACCCACCUUCACUCUCAAUUUUUCAAAAGGAUCAAGUCAAAUUAUUGCUCAGUAUUAUCAGCUAAUUCGCUUGGGUUUUGAGGGAUACAAGAACAUUAUGGAGAAUUGCCAAGAGAAUGCCAUGAUUUUGAGAAAAGGAAUCGAAAACACAGGGCGAUUCAACGUCGUAUCCAAAGACAUAGGAGUUCCAUUAGUAGCAUUCUCCUUAAAAGACAACAGCCUUCACAACGAGUUCGAAAUCUCAGACAUGUUACGUAGGUUCGGGUGGAUUGUGCCAGCAUACACAAUGCCCCCAGACGCACAACACGUAACAGUACUGCGUGUUGUCAUCCGAGAGGACUUCUCUCGAACCCUCGCAGACCGUCUUGUUGCUGACAUCGAGAAAGUUCUAACCGAGCUGGACGCUCUUCCUGCUCGUGCUAAUGCUAAGUUAACUCUGGCAAACACCCAAGAAGAUGCUGAUACUACAGUGUCUAGGAAAAAGACUGCUUUGCAGAUGCAAAUGGAGGUUUGCAGUAUUUGGAAGAAAUUUGUUGAUGAUAAGAAGUCUAGGACUAAUGGUGUUUGCUAGAUCACACUAAUUAACCCAUAAAAUCUACUACAUUUCUAUUUUUACUUUGAGAGUUUUUUAAAGGAGACAAUUUGUUUUCAUUAUAAGUUAAUCAUGCAUUGAUUUUGACCAAGACAAUAAGGAUUUUUGGUUUUAUAAUUUUGGAUGAGAUUAAUUCACUUGAAUAUAUGAAUGUAAGAUCAUGGACUUUGUCACAUGAUUAUUGAGAGAACUUUAUACUUUUUUUUUUUUUUUUUGCACAUGGAUCUUGUAAUAUAAUUUUGAAGGAUAUAGAGCACAUUGGUGCUUUAAUUUUUCGUUUAAAUUGUUGUAUGUAUUAUGUGCGCUUAAUUUGUAAUUGGAAAAUUAUAAAAUGAUUGAAAAUUUGAAUUUAUGUUA
Amaranthus tricolor (Joseph's coat) is the source of this 2016-nucleotide messenger RNA. RefSeq names its product glutamate decarboxylase-like. Gene Ontology annotation, cellular component: cytosol. Gene Ontology annotation, biological process: L-glutamate catabolic process. Bases 136 to 1638 code for a protein of 500 amino acids. Gene Ontology annotation, molecular function: glutamate decarboxylase activity; pyridoxal phosphate binding. The transcript has 7 exons. The record is from RefSeq and is a predicted model, not a curated record. Lineage: Eukaryota; Viridiplantae; Streptophyta; Magnoliopsida; Caryophyllales; Amaranthaceae.